AUGUCGACAACUCGUAUAUCGAUGCCCCAUCCGUCGGUCGAUUCACGGAGAAGACAUGGCACCUCUCGGUCGUGCUCGACACAGGUGGACCUCUCGGACAUGGCACCUCACCAGGAGGAGAAGCCUGUGAGUAUCACCGUUGCCCUUCAGAGCUUAACCACUCGGGAGCACUCCUUGAGCGUGUUGGCUUUAUCUGUGAUGUUUUUCGUGAAGGACUUGGCCUUUUACGGGAUGGGUGCCUUCUUCCCCAUUGCCUGGCGCAAGAGCACCCUGCUCACGGGCUUGAAGCCGGCGACGGAGUUGCUGUGUACGGCUGCUGUGGGACUUCCUGGCGUCGUGGUGGCGAUGCUCCUGAUUUUCAGUCUGCCGAGACGCGUGGCUUACUCCCUAAGCGCCACGGCCUGUGCGAUUGGCGCCUAUGCGGUCCGCGGCAUCGUGGAUAAGGAGAAUGUGCUGGGAGUGACCGGAGUUGUGUUCUACAAGCUCUUCUACCCCACGGCGCAGAUGAUCACCUUCUUGUUUCCCGCGGAGGUCUUCAGCACUCAAAUCCGUGUUUGGAGCAUGUCCAUCAUCGCCUUUUGCGGCCGCAUGGCGCCCUUGGCGGUACCGGUCCUGAUCCACACCUUUCAGCACCUCUUUCUGUUGCUCACGAUGGGCUGUUUUGCGCUGGGCGCCCUUCUGGUUUGGAGCCUUCCUGAGACCAAGGACCAGGAGUUGAAGACGUUGCCCAGCGAGUCGACGCACCUGAAGGCGGCGGGCUCCGUGGCGAGCUAUGGCGCUGCCCCUGCGGCGGCUGGAUGA
Molecule: messenger RNA, 801 nt
Organism: Durusdinium trenchii
Lineage: Eukaryota; Dinophyceae; Suessiales; Symbiodiniaceae
Source: the annotation of a GenBank genome assembly